Molecule: messenger RNA, 1448 nt
Organism: Serpula lacrymans var. lacrymans S7.9
Lineage: Eukaryota; Fungi; Basidiomycota; Agaricomycetes; Boletales; Serpulaceae
Exons: 3
Coding region: 162-1247 (361 amino acids)
Biological process (GO): heme biosynthetic process
Cellular component (GO): cytoplasm
Molecular function (GO): hydroxymethylbilane synthase activity
Source: RefSeq, a predicted model, not a curated record
AAUGGCAGCGUUUUACUGUACACUCAGACAGUGACAGCGGAAGCGCACAGCACUGUUAGUACUAACUCUAUAAGGAUAGGCGUUCGCACGGACGAUCGAUAAUAAUUCGUUACAUAAUAAGUUAUCUGGCAUUCGCACCAACUACAUCCAGGACAAACGAGAUGGCGCAGACGCAAUCCACAGAAAAGUCAGGCCCUCGAGCCUUUAUCCUAGCCUCUCGAGCCUCUAAACUGGCUCAGAUUCAGACCAAUCUCGUCCGCGAUGCUCUGGAGACAACAUUUCCUUCGUUAUCUUUCGACACCUCUUUCAUGACUACCGAGGGGGACAAGAACCAAUCACAAGCCCUGUAUUUGAUCGGAGGCAAGGCAUUGUGGACGAAGGAGCUCGAAGUCGCGCUGAAGGACAAUGCUGUGGACAUGCUGGUUCACAGUCUCAAAGAUGUUCCUACCAUAUUACCAGAAGGGUGUGAGAUUGGCGCAAUCCUAGAAAGAGAGAACCCGGUGGAUAGUUUGGUGGUGAGGCAAGGUAUACCCUAUAAAUCACUGGGGGAAUUGCCAGACGGAAGCGUAGUGGGCACGAGCAGCGUCAGACGAGUUGCACAGCUUAGAAGGUCAUUCCCAAAACUCAUUUUCCAGGACGUGCGAGGAAAUCUUAAUACUCGUCUUGCAAAGCUUGAUGCACCAGAUGGUCCCUACGUUGCCAUCAUUCUCGCGAAGGCGGGUCUCGUGCGCCUCGGAAUGGGAGAUCGGGUCACCGCCGACAUCACAGCACCUACUCUCUACCAUGCAGUAUCUCAAGGAGCGCUUGCGAUAGAAAUCCGCUCGAACGAUCGCCAGGCGCAAGAGCUGUGCAAGGCGAUCAUACACCCUGAAACUCAGCUGAAGUGCAUGGCUGAACGGGCUCUCUUACGUGAAUUGGAAGGGGGCUGCAGUGUACCUGUGGGCGUCGGGAGCUCUGUGACUGAUGUUGAAAAAGACGAGGGGGUUGUAAAGAGGGCAGUUUUGAGAUUGACGGGUUGUGUCACUUCCAUCGACGGUUUGACCCACGUAGAAAAUUCGGUUACAGAACUGGUGACGAGCACUCUACAGGCAGAGGCCGCUGGAGUGAAACUUGCGAAGAUACUGAUCAACACAGGUGCCAAAGCAAUCCUGGACGACAUUACUCUGGACAGAGCGAAAAGAAUCGACGAAUCCAAAGCCUCGGAAGAAGUGCAAAAAAUCGAAACAGCGAUGGCAGGAUCUUCGUAGCAGAUAUCAUACCAUGAAUAAGGCAAUAGAUAUGUAUUAUAUUAGCAAAUACAAUGUACACGACACACCCAAUACAGUUGGGGCGUAUAGAUGUCUCUUGUCGUUUCAAGAUGCGAUGUUGUCGAAAACCAAACUACGCGAAUGCGAGACAUACAAGAGUGAUAUUCUGCCUCCCCACGAGCGCCUACAUUUCCCUAGGAU